AGUCUGCGCUGGCUCCUGCUCUGAGCCCCGGGGCGGCUGGUUUCGUUUAACGCGCCCUGGGUUCCACACAAAAACAAUAAUACUUCCUCUCUAGUUUCAAUUACAGUUUUCUGAACUGAGACUCACUUCAAAAAAAAUAAUUUCUUAAGAGUCUUCACCAGCUUCCAUGUGUGCCUGCUAGAGACAGAACCCACUAGCACAGACCUUCUUCAGAAGGGAGAAAUGGUUUCAGGAAGUUGCUGUCGACCAUGAUCCUUAUGUCCCAGAGGGAAGGAAACUAACAGCGCAGCUUUCAAUUUUCUGUGACCUAUGGUUUGCAGAUCCAGUGUGAUUCCAAGGAAAGGUGGAGAGGGGAAGUGCACUUGGAAGUUCAACUCCAACUCCGGCAAAUCUUCUGGCGUUUCUGUACAAAAAGAAAAACUUGUUACUGGACCUUGCUAUUCCACCUGCCCAACAGACUGGAUAGGAUUUGGAAGUAAAUGUUUUUAUUUUUCUGAAGACACAAAUAACUGGACAUCAAGCCUGACCUCCUGCAUGGCACUAGCAGCCAAUCUGGCUCUAUUUGACAAUCUGAAGGAACUGAAUUUCCUGAAGAGAUACAAUGGUAAUUCUGACCACUGGAUCGGCCUACACAGAGAGUCACCAGAGCAUCCUUGUAUGUGGACAAACAACACUGAAUAUAACAACUUGGUUCCUAUCAGAGGAGGAGGAGAAUGUGCCUACCUGAGUGACAACGGAAUCAGCAGUGGCAGAGGCUAUAUACACAGGAAAUGGAUUUGCAGCAAGCCUAAAGCUAGUCUUUAUAAGGGCCAUUGAUUUUAAAUACAGGGUAGGGAAUGUGCCAUAGCAUGCCUGAGAAAGAAAUCUCUAUUACCUGUUGUCUAAAGUUGUUGCUUCACUCCUGAUCUGCUAAAUCACCAUCAAAAUCCAAUGAUAAUAUGUCUGUUGACAGCAAAGAUGAAAACUCACUUAGAAGAUUAUACAUAAGGUUCUUGGGAAAGCAUGGUCAGUUCUAUAUGUAAUAGGUAUUUGAGCAAAUGCUGUAGGAAAUCCUACAACCAGUAGUUAUGUGCCCACUGGGUUGUGGCUUCUUAUGCUAUUUAUGCCAAUGUAGAACAUGCAUAUGGUCUCUUUUCUGGAUGUGGGAUUCAGUUUCUGUCCUUUGUUCCAGCAGAGAAUUCUGAUUUGUGAGUCUACCCCCUAAAUAAAUAAUUAUGUAUUAUCCUCAAUUCUAAGCUAGUAUGGGAUUUCUUUUAAGCGUCCUUUUCCAUCUGAUGCCCACAUGGAUUCGGACUCCACACCUACUUUGUG
Chionomys nivalis (European snow vole) is the source of this 1311-nucleotide messenger RNA. Its product is annotated as C-type lectin domain family 2 member H-like. NCBI's taxonomy places the organism in Eukaryota, Metazoa, Chordata, Mammalia, Rodentia, Cricetidae. The transcript has 5 exons. Gene Ontology annotation, cellular component: external side of plasma membrane. Bases 310 to 816 code for a protein of 168 amino acids. The record is from RefSeq and is a predicted model, not a curated record.